CCACACCAAAGCUCUUUAGGCUACUUUGCGCAUGUACGGCCAGUCAAAGCGAGCAUUGCAUCGACUCCAAGAUGGCGAAAACACGUCUGGCUUGCCUCCUGACUCUCCUCUCAACUCACUGCUACUUCAGCGUGUCAGCCGUGGUCCUGAAAACCAACAACGAAUCACCGUGGACCGAUGAGUUUGACAAAAUUGAGUUAUCGUGUUUGAUCGAGUCCAUCUCUACAACCAACCCCAGGAUUGAAUGGAAGAAGAUAACGAAUGAGGGACCAAGUUAUGUCUACUUUGACAGGAAGAUCUCAGGCGACCUGGAGAACCGAGCGAUGAUCAGAGAACCGGCCACAUUGCUGAUAACCAACGCCACAAGGUUGGACACAGCCAAAUAUCGCUGUGAGGUCACCGCCGCUGACGACCAGAAGUCCUUUGAUGAGAUUGUGAUUAACCUUGUUGUAAGAGUAAAGCCGGUGGUGCCAAAAUGCAGCGUCCCCAAAUCAGUGCCUUUUGGGAAGUCAGCCGAGCUGAGCUGCGUGGAGGACGAGGGCUUCCCCAAGUCUCAGUACCAGUGGUUCAAGAACAGGGAGGAGAUCCCCGACGACCCAAAGACCAGCCUCAAGUUCUUCAACUCCACGUACACGCUCAACGCAGAAGCCGGAACUCUGAACUUCAUCGCAGUCAGAAAAGAAGACGCGGGCGAAUACUUCUGCCGAGCGAAGAACGACGCAGGAUACUCCGAGUGUCCGCCCCAGAAGAUGGAAGUCUAUGAUAUUGACGUUGUGGGGAUCGUACUGGGAGUGCUGGUGGUGGCCGUAGUGCUCUUGUGUAUAACAGCGGGGAUCUGCUGUGCAUACAAGCGAGGCUACUUCUCCAGCCAAAAACAGACGGGGAACAGCUACAAAGUUCCAGCUAAAGGAGACGGAGUGGACUACGUCAGGACGGAGGAUGAGGGGGAUUUCCGACACAAGUCGUCAUUCGUGAUCUGAAAAGAGAGGGGGGUGGGGUGGGGGGAUGAUGAGGGGGCCCUGUGCUGAGUGGAAGACAUGACACGUGGGACUGCGCUCCACGCUGUCUGACCCACGGAGCUGCCACGCCUCAUGCUCGGAGCUCUCAGCACGGGCUGAAAUCCAACUACUCGAGUUUGCCAAAGGUGACAAGAUUUCACAGGACAACUACGUCCAACUACUCCACACGUAGGGACGGCGAUCCGUUUUAUCACCACCAACUGAUUGCUUUUUGCUAAAUUAUGGAGUUCUUACUUUACAGUUAAUUGCAUGGUUUUUAAACCCCACCCGAGGUGGAGGAGAGGAAACAUUUCUUUAGUCUGCCAGGUAGAAAAGGAGGCGUCUCUUUCCUCCAACCUUUCUACUUUUGCUUCGAACCUUUUUGCCAUUUGUAUUUCUUUUCUACUGUUGAAAUUUGUCAGACUAUUUUUGAUGGAAUAUAUUUUAAAAUGCCUAUAGAUAAAGGUUUACUUUUUUAAAUAUUUGUAAAAUACUAACAUGUGUUUUUUUUUUUUUUUUGGUUGUGGAUAAAAAUAUGUAACACUUUAACCACUUUGCGUCGAGCUGCAAGCAUUUACACCUGUGUAAAUCAGAAGAAAGGAAAAGACAAAUGAAAAAUGACUUGCAUCAGAAUCUCAAGAUGAGGUUCUCGAUCGGCGGUCUUACAUAUUUAAUUUCUCCCCCCCCCCACCUCCUUUCUGUUGUAGAGAGACUUCCACGUUCAUGUUUGUAGAUAGUCUUAGUAAGAGGCUUUGAAGAGUGCCAGUCAAAUGCUGUGAAACACUGCGCACAAUCAGUGCUGCAUUUUCUUGAUUUUAAGUGUCCUUCUAUGCUUGCUGUUAAUCUUGUAUAUAUUGAAUUCACUGUCCAGGAUAGAGUUUUGCUGUCAUAUGUACGUUCAGUAUUACACUAUAAUUAUAAUUAUGAUGAUAAUAGUAAUACAGGGUUUGUUAGUUAACCUUCCGGACCCAAAGAAAACUAAGUUUUUACACCAGACAUGGUACUCUGACUCUGAUUUGACUGUGUAAAAGCCUCGAUUUGAAUUCUGAAUGAAACCAAUUGGGUGACCUGAUAGAGAGAUCAAAGAGCUUUCUGUAAAUGUGAGUGACAGACUAUUAUUUUAAAGGGUAAUUUUUUUAUUUUUUUUUCCAACCUGUAACCUUUCUUUUUUUCCAUGUGCUGGUGUCUAAGUAGGGUUGGGUACCGAAACCUGGUUCCACUACGGAACCGGUUCCUACGCAACCAGUAGGAAUCGGACCGGAUUAGAACGCAAAUUUCGGUUCCUCAUUUCGGUUCCGCUUAAUGUGUUGACUGAAAUAUUUUCCCUCAGUCGCUCCGAAACGGUCGUAAAAAUUAUCACCCUUUCUCUGUAGUCUACCGUUAGCUAGCUUCUGUACUUUUAAAAUGCCAUAUUUUCCCUCUGGGCUCACCAAACGGGCGUAAAAGCAUAUGAACCAUUCAUUGCACGUGAUCGCUAGUAAACAGAUUACAUCUUUGAUGUCAUUUUUCAGUUUUUCAAGAAUCGGUUUAGGAAUCGGAAUCGUUUUAAAGGUACCAGUUCGGCAUCGGAAUCGUAAAAAUCCAAACGAUACCCAACCCUAUGUCUAAGUGACUAAUGGGAACAACAAUCUUUGAAAUUGGUCCAGUGUUAAGCAAGAACGCCGUAACCGGCAGCAGCAAACCGGGCUGCACUGUAAACCUAUGGGGGGAGGGGGGGCAAAUGUGCAUUGUCAAUUUCCAUCCACUACAGUGCUGUUUUUGCCGCUGACGGGCUCAGAUUAUUAUUAUUAAGUGUCUGACAACAUUAUGGAAAGGAUAUAGUGGUAGCGAUUCCGGGGCUGUUAAACAAACAGGGGUCUGACUCUUUGACAAAAAGCUCUAUCUCUGUAGGGAUCCUUUCAUAAUGUUGUCAGACACUUAGAAUAAUAAUCUGAGUCUGUCAGCGGCAAAAACAGCACUUAAGUGGCCGUGCAUUGCAGCUUGUUUCGCCGCUGUCUAGUUUAAUACUGGACCAAUUUCAAAGAUUGUGUUCCCAUCACUCACUUGGACUCAAAGACAUUAGGAAAAUAUGGGUUGCCUUUACCCUUUAACUACUGACUCGCCUAUUUUCAGGCUACAAUUACUAAAGGUACCAAGAACACCAGUGACUCUACAGUACACACACACAGACUAUUACAGUCAGGUAAAGCCCAUUGAACACAAUCUUUGGCAUGAAUCCUGGUUGAUAUUUGCUGAUGUCCAAUCGGUUUGCAACCGAUUUUUGCUUAUAUUUGUGCUAAUUAGAGAGUAGACCUCAUCUAACAUUUCUAGCCUUUAGCGGUGACUAGGUACUUGUAAUGAAAGCUCCUCUUAGGUGUGACUGAAACUCCUAUUGUACUCAUUCCUCUCAGCAAAGCUGUAUGAUACAGUGACAUACAGCUGGGGUCUGGAGGGUUAACACUUGUAUUGAUUGUAUAUAGAUAUUUGUAAUUGCUGUGUGUGUCUCUCUCUCUCUCUCUCUGAAGAUUAUGUAAAGUGGUGAAAAAUGUCCAAUUUGAGGCGAUAUGAAACUCUUUCCAUUUGUAAGACUGAGAAAAGGUAACAUUUCAUCACAUCGUGAUUCAUAGCACGUGAGCACGAGCUUCUUGGCGACAGCAUGGCAGAUGCAGUCGUGAUCCGAGCCCCCGGGUCAGUAUUCAGAACAAGCAGCUCCCUGUUUCAAAGUUCCGCUGCGUUUGGCAUCCCCCAGAUAAAAACAAUCGGUGUUCACGUUAACUUCCAUGGAAGCUCGUAUGUCCGGCUGUUUGAUAAUCUGCAAGUGUGGUGAAAUGUUAACUGAACAUCAGUCAUGGUGAGAGACGAUCUGCCCAUCAUUUGCACAUAGGAAGAAGAAACACCGCUCGGGUCUUUUUCCAAGUUGCAUUAAGGAACCAAGAGUACUAAUUAUCCCAGUAGAGUUCACGCUGAAUCCUGUCACGCAGGUCCAAGUCACGCAGCACACAGAUGCACACAGUUCCCCUCCUCGUUUCUACAAACGUCAUUCCUCUUAAGUGCCUUCUGCCUUUACAUUAGUCCGGUUUCUCCGCAGCCAUGCCCUGUUCCACGUCCACUGCUGUGAUACUCGGAGGCGUCGUCCUUUCUGCAUCCAUUUAAACCACAGGCCCCGGCGUUUGAGAGGAAUGAUGUCACCGCAAAUUUCCACGUCCCCUUCUUUACAUACGUAUCUGCAAAUUUGUAAAUAGCUUUGUUUUUCAUAGAUUUGAAGGUGUAGCUAUGUUGAAGUAGAACUAGAAAUAUAUUAGUGCCUAAAUAUAGUGUGAAUUAUUUUUGGUAAAGACGCAUAGCACUAUUAGGCAAAAGAAAAAGAUGGAAGCCCAAAGCAGGGACGUUUAUAUCUGAGCUCUGGUUUAAUAAUGCAUUUAAAAAAAAAAAAUGUGAAAAAAAAAAAACUUGGGCAACCGAGGUACAUUUUUCAUUUAUAACACCGACAGGCGGGGGGGAAUUAGAUUUUAAAACCCACCACUGCUCCGCUGAACACAGCGUUCAAACCCAGAGUUGACUCAGUAUUCAUAAAAGUGCCAUGCAGCUGAAAUGGUGCUCUAACUAUUCAGGCAUUGUGAGCGUUUUAUAAAGCAGAGUUCGUGCAAAGGUUCAGCCACAACAUCAAGCAGGAGUUCAUGUGCAGCAGCUACGGUACGUGUACCACACAGACAGGAAGUCCUCCACACGUCUGUGUGUGAUCUGGUUGGAUGUUGUAAGGCGGCAGUGAUAGAGAUUAUAUUUAGGUGACCGUGAGAGAUGGUUUUCCAGUGCGGGUUCUGUUUUAGGGGGAACGUUAAACCAGGCCAACUCACCGUUGCCUUUCAACUCAAGGAUGGCAGCGCUGUUAGACUGUGCUAGACCGAGGACUGGUUCAACAUGUAAGAACACCAAACUCACAUCCAACAGAAUGUCCAUUUGGGGCCUGCUCGGGUUGUUUUUUGUUCAUUUUAGAACCACCCUAUUUGUGAUUAAUAAAACUCACUUCUAAUAUUACUGGA
Messenger RNA from Perca fluviatilis (European perch), 5017 nucleotides. Its product is annotated as junctional adhesion molecule 3B-like. The record is from RefSeq and is a predicted model, not a curated record. Gene Ontology annotation, molecular function: protein heterodimerization activity; protein homodimerization activity. Gene Ontology annotation, biological process: cell adhesion; angiogenesis. The transcript has 9 exons. NCBI's taxonomy places the organism in Eukaryota, Metazoa, Chordata, Actinopteri, Perciformes, Percidae. Bases 72 to 980 code for a protein of 302 amino acids.